Messenger RNA from Beta vulgaris subsp. vulgaris (sugar beet), 1600 nucleotides. RefSeq lists its product as uncharacterized. Gene Ontology annotation, molecular function: protein binding. The record is from RefSeq and is a predicted model, not a curated record. NCBI's taxonomy places the organism in Eukaryota, Viridiplantae, Streptophyta, Magnoliopsida, Caryophyllales, Amaranthaceae. The transcript is spliced from 3 exons. The coding region runs from base 284 to 1600 and encodes 438 amino acids.
GCUAUUAAACAAGCUGCAAGCAAGUGUACCUUAUAAAGGAAUUGGGUUGGCAGAAAAAUCAGAAGAUAUAAUAAAACUACUACUACAACAACAUAAAGAGGCUGCUUAUACAAGAGAUGGAUAUGGUCUGACCCCUCUACUUCAAGCAGCCAUACAUUGUCAUCUUUCAGCAAUUGAAAUUAUACUUAACGAGUGUCCCGAGUGUGCUGAAAUAUGUUCUCCAAAGGGCGAGACAAUAUUGCAUCUUAUAAAAUUUAGAAGCUACGACGAGGUGAAGAAACUUAUGGAGAUUCCGCAGAUUGUUAACUUGAAGGAUCAACAAGACGACAUGGGAAACACUCCGGCAUACAUAGCUGUAAUGAAUUGCAAGGCAAGCAUUACUGAAGAACAUAAAGAGUUCACAAUUAAUGAUAUUGGUGUUAUAAAAGCGUUACUAGAAUCAUCAACAAAUUUCGCUAUAAAAAAUAAGCAAGGUGUUUCAGCUGCGGCUCUUUUUCAACAACUUGAAGCUCAUUUCUCCGGUAAUGUAAAACUACAUGAGUUUGAUAUGGACAUUGACGAAAGUUUAGCAAAAAUUAAACAGAAACAAAACGAGUUUCCUAUAUGGGACGAUGUGGAAAAUGCAGAUAUGAAUUCGUUAAGAACAAGGAUGGACAUGUUAUCGUCCUGCUUAUUAAAUGGAACAUUGAGAUUACCAGAUCUCUUUUACAUAUUACUACGAAACCUCGAUCGUAUAUGCUACAAUGAGGUUGAAACACUUAUCAGGGACAUUUUAGAAAAGAGUCCUGUUCUCAUAUCUCAAACUACGUCUAGAGGGGACAAUCUACUUCAUAUUAUAGCGCGCAUGCAUCGUGAUUUUGAAAUUGAUCCUGAUGUUCCUCAGCCUCUACUAUAUCUAAUUAAACAAUGUUAUGAGAGGGUUGAACAUGAAGUUUAUUUCUCACCAUGGAGGAUGAAGAAUAGGGAAGGAAAUACGCCUCUUCAUGAAGCACUUCUAUGUGCGGCACCAAAAGCUAGAGCCAUUAUAAGUUUUCUGAUUAACUGUGAUGCAAGUGUUGCUGCAUAUGUGAACAACCAAACUGAGACACCACUUCAUGUUCUUUGUGGUAGUCAAUAUAAAGUUGAUGACGAGUGCAUGAUCAAGGAGAUAAUCGAUGCAAAUCCUUUGGCUCCUUAUAGUCGUGAUGCACAUGGUUUCACCCCUUUACUAAGAGCAGCCAAAAGAGGGCAGGUUGACGUUGUUAAACAUAUAUGUCAAAUGUCUUCCGAUUCAGCACAGCUAAGAGAUGGUGAGGGUAAGACAUUUUGGCAUUUGAUGGAUAUGUCAGGGGUAAGUACUGAAACAGAAAAAGAAAUAGGAAGGGAGUUAUACAAAAUUGAAAGCAUUAAGAAACUAUCAAGUGCAUUGGAUAAUGAUAGAAAUACACCACUUCAUCUAGCUAUUGUAAGCAAGAACUACAACCUCGCGCAAGUUCUUAGUGAAAACAACAAAAAUAAGGUUUAUGAGGAGUUGAUGCAGCUGGAGAACGAGGGUGUUGAUCAGUACAGUUUUCAUAUCCUACGAUAUGCACAUCAUCUUUCUGAACAGGUAGAUAGAUAA